Molecule: messenger RNA, 831 nt
Organism: Cercopithifilaria johnstoni
Lineage: Eukaryota; Metazoa; Nematoda; Chromadorea; Rhabditida; Onchocercidae
Source: the annotation of a GenBank genome assembly
AUGCCAAGAAGAGCUCCAUCGGAAUCAGAAUCCACCUCAAUUGGUACCGAUGAAAAUGGUGAAAAUUUAAUUACGGGAGUUUCUGCUUCACAGGAAAAAGUGAUUGAUCAUUCCGCUGAUAUGGAGAAAACUAGCAUGAGGAAAUCAUCGUCAGAAGAUCAACUCUCACAGUCUUUCUUUUUCAACGACGAUAUCAUUGGUCAAAGAUACGUAGAAUCAGCAAAGCUCUCAGGAAUGCAACAUAUUCAUGGUACAAAAAUUAUAUGGAAAAGAACACAAAACGUUCUCGAAUUACCAAUUCUCGGACAUUUCCGAACAUAUGAGAAACAUGUGGAACGAUCACGUCCAAAUCCAUGGCGUCGACAUGGAGCAUUGUUGAAAAUUUAUGAAAUUGGUGGUUGGAUUUCAAAAAUGGAGAAGCAACAAACAAGUCGUAGAAAUCGAAAAUAUUUUUACGUAAAAUCAGGAACUAAACCAUGCCAUCCACCAACACGGCCACCAAUUAGUAUUCGGGAUAGUAAAUUCCUGCCACCUUCGUCAAUUAACAUUUCAUCAGUAACAGGUCGGAGUAUUGAUGAAUUAGCAUUUCUAGCAGCUAUACAAAUUCAGGAAGCAAUGCAGAAUGCUAUAAUGGUCUUUCUCGAAUCACGUAAGAUCGGAACAGCGAAACGAGAUAGAACCGACUCAAGAAAUGGCAACAAUUCAAAUGAAAAAAUGAAGUCAGAAGAAGGAAGUUCCUCUGAACAACAAUUAUCUCUUCAACCUAUAAUUUCAUCAGACAAAACUUCUCGAUCUCGAUCAUCAAGUUUGCUUGGCAAUAAAUCGCGAUAA